Penicillium angulare is the source of this 918-nucleotide messenger RNA. Its product is annotated as RNA-binding protein. Gene Ontology annotation, molecular function: RNA binding. The coding region runs from base 1 to 918 and encodes 305 amino acids. NCBI's taxonomy places the organism in Eukaryota, Fungi, Ascomycota, Eurotiomycetes, Eurotiales, Aspergillaceae. The record is from RefSeq and is a predicted model, not a curated record. The transcript has 4 exons.
AUGGCCGAUGUUGAGAUCCCCAGACCCGAGGAGCCACAAACUCCUAGAACUCCUCACCAGGGUGUUCGCACCAAUGGUCGUGCUUUCAACUCCGCCAAUUGGCGUAUGAAGGGCGAAGAAAGUCCCCAGCCCGCAUCUCCCUCCUCCCCACGAACCAACACCUCUCGUUCUGCCUUUAGUCGGCCUGGAUCCCAUGUCCCUCAAGCGAUCUCCGAUGGCCGUCGCCUGUAUGUCGGUAACAUGCCGUACACAGCUAAGCUGGAAGAUGUGCAGGCACUCUUCACCGCCGCUCAAUUCCCCAUCGAGCGUAUCGAUAUUGCCAUUGACCCAUUUACCGGACGGAACCCAUCGUACUGCUUCGUCGACCUGAAAACAAAGGAGGAUGCGGAGCGCGCCAUGACCGAUUUGGAUGGCAAGGAUAUUCUGGGCCGUCCCGUUAAGAUCAAGCCUGGUGUCGCCAAGUCUCCAGCAGAACGUGCCAAUGAGCAGCAGCAGCAGCAGCAACAACAGUCGCAGCAGCCACAACAGCAACGAUCACCGUUUUCAAUGGACCGAUGGCGUCGUCAGGAAGGCGAGAGCCUUGCCAAAGCCAACAACUUCGAUUCUAGUAAACGCGUAUACGUGGGUGGAUUACCGCGUGUGGCCGAGCCUGAGGAUUUGGAGACGAAGAUCAAGGUUUUCUUCCAAGGAUAUAAUGUGGAGAAUGUCAGCAAGCUGUUCACCCCACACCCAGCUAAGAGAUUCGAGCCUGGCGAGCAUUAUUACUUGUUCGUGGACUUCAGCAGUGUCGAAGAAGCUCAGCGGGCCAUGGACACCCUCAGCGGCCAACAAGGACCAUGGGGUGGACCGAUCCGCGUUCAGCGGGCGCGGGGCACAACGACCAAGCCCGAGGAGCGCAAUGGAGCAGAAAACGUAUAG